Messenger RNA from Diceros bicornis minor, 3643 nucleotides. It is a transcript of the gene CNGA3, whose product is annotated as cyclic nucleotide gated channel subunit alpha 3. Gene Ontology annotation, molecular function: cGMP binding; intracellularly cGMP-activated cation channel activity; intracellularly cAMP-activated cation channel activity. Gene Ontology annotation, biological process: monoatomic cation transmembrane transport. The record is from RefSeq and is a predicted model, not a curated record. Gene Ontology annotation, cellular component: intracellular cyclic nucleotide activated cation channel complex; plasma membrane. The coding region runs from base 11 to 2041 and encodes 676 amino acids. NCBI's taxonomy places the organism in Eukaryota, Metazoa, Chordata, Mammalia, Perissodactyla, Rhinocerotidae. The transcript has 7 exons.
AAGCAAGAAUAUGGCCAAGAUUAGCACCCAAUACUCCCACUCCUCAGCAGCCCACCGUGCGGUAAGGACCAUGGACAGAGAUCUGGAUCACGUUGAAAAUGGCCUCAGCAGGACCCACUCGCCAUGCGAGGAGACAUCAUCAGAACUGCAGCAAGGAAUCACCAUGGAGACCAGAGGACUGUCUGAAUCCAGGCGAAGGUCCUUCACUGGCCAGGGGCCUGCCAGGUUGUCACGCCUCAUCAUCUCGCUGCGCGCCUGGACCGCCAGGCACGUACACCACCAAGACCAGAGACCUGACUCUUUUCUGGAGCGUUUCCAUGGAGCCGAGCUCAAGGAGGUGUCCAGCCGAGAAAGCAAUGCCCAGUCAAACGUGGGCAGCCAGGAGCUACCCAACAGAGGGAGGAGGAAAAAGAGAAAGAAGAAGGAACCCAUUGUGGUGGACCCCUCCAGCAAUGUGUACUACCACUGGCUGACUGUCAUUGCCCUGCCUGUCUUCUAUAACUGGUGUCUGCUAGUGUGCAGGGCCUGUUUUGAUGAGCUUCAGUCCGACCACCUGAUGCUGUGGCUGGUCCUGGACUACUCAGCAGAUGUCCUGUAUGGCUUGGAUGUGCUGGUGCGAGCCCGAACAGGGUUCCUUGAGCAAGGCUUGAUGGUCAAGGACACCAAGAGGCUUUGGAAUCAUUACACAAAGACCUUGCACUUCAAGCUGGACCUGUUGUCCCUGGUGCCCACGGACCUGGCUUAUUUUAAGCUGGGCAUGAACUACCCAGAACUGAGAUUCAACCGCCUACUGAAGUUUGCCCGGCUCUUUGAAUUCUUUGACCGCACGGAGACAAGGACCAACUACCCCAAUGUGUUCAGGAUUGGGAACUUGGUCUUGUACAUCCUCAUCAUCAUCCAUUGGAAUGCCUGCAUCUACUUUGCCAUUUCCAAGUUCAUUGGUUUCGGGACAGACUCCUGGGUUUACCCAAACAUCUCAAAACCUGAGUAUGGGCGCCUCUCCAGGAAGUACAUUUAUAGUCUCUAUUGGUCCACCUUGACCCUGACCACCAUCGGUGAGACCCCACCCCCUGUGAAAGACGAGGAGUAUCUCUUUGUGGUCGUAGACUUCCUGGUGGGCGUCCUGAUUUUUGCCACCAUUGUGGGCAAUGUGGGCUCCAUGAUCUCGAACAUGAAUGCUUCCCGGGCUGAGUUCCAGGCCAAGAUUGACUCCAUCAAGCAGUACAUGCAAUUCCGCAAGGUGACCAAGGACUUGGAGACACGUGUUAUCAGGUGGUUUGACUACCUGUGGGCCAACAGGAAGACGGUGGAUGAGAAGGAGGUGCUCAAGAGCCUCCCAGACAAGCUGAAGGCCGAGAUCGCCAUCAAUGUGCACCUGGACACUCUCAAGAAGGUCCGCAUCUUCCAGGACUGCGAGGCGGGACUGCUGGUGGAACUGGUGCUGAAGCUGCGACCCACAGUGUUCAGCCCUGGGGAUUAUAUCUGCAAGAAGGGGGACAUUGGGAGGGAGAUGUACAUCAUCAAGGAGGGCAAGCUGGCUGUGGUGGCUGAUGAUGGGAUCACCCAGUUCGUGGUCCUUAGUGAUGGGAGUUACUUUGGGGAGAUCAGCAUCUUAAACAUUAAGGGGAGCAAGUCGGGGAACCGCAGAACCGCCAACAUCAGGAGCAUCGGUUACUCAGACCUGUUCUGCCUUUCCAAGGAUGAUCUGAUGGAGGCUCUCACUGAAUACCCUGAUGCCAAGAAGGCCCUGGAGGAGAAGGGACGGCAGAUCCUGAUGAAGGACAACCUGAUUGACGAGGAACUGGCCAAGGCCGGGGCGGACCCCAAGGACAUCGAGGAGAAGGUGGAGCACCUGGAGUCCUCCCUGGACAUCCUGCAGACCAGGUUUGCACGGCUCCUGGCCGAGUACAACUCCACCCAGAUGAGAGUGAAGCAGCGUCUCAGCCAACUGGAAAGCCAGGUGAAGAUCUAUGGGACGGACCUCCCAUCUGAUGGGGAAGCUCCCGGGGGUGCUACAAAAACAGAGGCCAAACAACAGUGAAAAUGCAGAUGUCUGUCUCCUGCCUCGCAGGGUCAGCUGUCAGAGGGAUGCUGUGUGGCCGCAGGUACAUGACACAGGACGUGGCCAGGGUUGAAUUCCAGCUCUCUUACCCUUUGUAAGCUGUGUGGCCUUGGGAGAGAGCCUCGGUUUCCUCAUCUGGAAAAUGGGACUCAUUACUUCGGCCCCAGUUAGGUGCCAGGUUGUUGUGAGGUCCACAUGGAACACUGCGUGAGGGCUUUGUAAAGUGUGAGGCGUCCCCAACCCAAGCGUAGGAAAGCGCGUGCACAGAACUCUUAUUUUUUUUAAUCCAUGAGGAAUUUUUAGAGUUUGGAACUUCAUUUCAUUUUCUUCUAAAUGGAAUAUUAUGUAGUCACCGUCCCCCUCCCAUACGUCACUCCACCACCUCUGCUGAGGGAGAUAUAACCUAAACUGGAAGUACAAUGUGGUAACUCAACUUCAACCUUACACGAGACACUUUGGGGCAUAUUUCUGAAUCUGGUAUCUCCGCACAUGCUCUUUGGGACCCUAGAAACCCUGGCCUUUGGUCGUGCUGUGACAAGUACGAGGGAUAAAGUGAGGUCACCCCACGUCUGUGAAUCAAAUCCAGCCUCCCUGCCCUCCGGCCCCUGUGAAACCAGAGUCUGUUUCAGGGGAAAGAGCAUCUCAGUUAGGGAAAGAGACCCUUCUGUCUUACUCGCCAAAGGGAUUCAGAGACAGCCUCUCUCCUCAUCCUUGGGCCGGGCUCUGGGGCAGCCUGUUCUGGCUGCAGGAGGAGAGCUGUCCUCAGGGUGAGCCUUUCAGGUUGGAGGCUGGAAUGGGGUCCUAAGCCAAACAAAGGUGACAACAAGAACUUUUAGAAGAUGAGGCCCUUAGGCCAUGUCUUUGCAAACAGACCCUCUACCCCCAAAGAGGAAGCCUCACUGCCCCUUGGAAUUCCAUCCCGAGGUGAAGCUCUUAGCUAGCCAAAAGCGUGCAGAGUACAGAACCUAGCUUUCUUUUUUUUUUUUAACCAAGUGAAUAGAAUACCAUUAGCAUUUUAUAAGAUAUUUAUAUAUUUGGGCUCUAUGAUUGUGAAUUAUGACCUCAAUGGUCUAUCCUUUGCUUACAAAUACAUAUUGUAAAUUACCCAAAGAUGAGUUAUUUUCCUGAUGCAGAGAAGCCAUAUAUGCAGGUUUCCCUUCUCUUCUCUCCAAUCUCUCUCCUUCCUUCCUUCCCUUCUUUUCCUCCUCCUCUUCCUCCUCUUCCCCUUUCUUUUUCUUUUCUCUUUUUAGAUAAAAUGGCCCUCUUUGCUCUGGCAACUUUGAAGUCUCUGUGGUCUGACAUUAUGAUCUAUGUAACCAGGCCCUAGUGUAGUUCAUGCGAGAGGUGCUGCAUUUUCAAGUAUGUAUUUUGGAUUUAUAUGGGUCUCUCCUGGUUUGUAUUAUGGAUCAUUUGACCCUUUUAACUUUUUAAAGUAGAUUUAAAAGGUCUACUAAAGGAAGAUGUGAUCCAAGCUCAUAUCAAUAGCAAAAUGAAACUAGCAAUGUAUUCUCAAAAUGCACAUAUUUUAAAAGCCUUAACUAUUAAUUAUGCCUACAUUCAUAUUUGCACAGGAAAAAUAAA